Molecule: messenger RNA, 4356 nt
Organism: Aspergillus wentii DTO 134E9
Lineage: Eukaryota; Fungi; Ascomycota; Eurotiomycetes; Eurotiales; Aspergillaceae
Product: putative ABC multidrug transporter
Exons: 8
Coding region: 1-4356 (1451 amino acids)
Biological process (GO): transmembrane transport
Cellular component (GO): membrane
Molecular function (GO): ATP hydrolysis activity; ATP binding; ABC-type transporter activity
Source: RefSeq, a predicted model, not a curated record
AUGCCAGCUCAUUUGAACCCUCACCUUCAUGGUGCUUCAUUUGCUUCUACCCAGGAAGCUGAAAGCCCAGAGGAUACCAUUAGCCCUCCUCGGGUGCACCUUUCAGAUCAAGAUGAAGACACUAUCGCGAACAUCCAUCGAACAUUGACAGAAAAAAGUGAUUCGGAUCACCAGCCUCAGUGUGCGGAACCCCACUCGUCAUUUGACAAGUUUCUGGAGGCAGAGGUUCAGGCGGGGAAGAAGAAGUCGAACCUGGGCGUCUGUUUCCAGUCUCUCACGACGUGGGGAGCGGGGGAGGGGCAUGCGGACGUCAAGACGUUGGGGACUGCAUUAUGGCGCACGCUGACCUUCCAGGAUGUCUACGAGUGGACGAUCAAGCCCUGGAUUUCCGACAAGAACCUGCAAAAUGGCCGUCCACUAAUUCGCGACUUCUCCGGCGUUGUCAGGAGUGGGGAGAUGAUGCUCGUGUUAGGACGACCGGGAGCUGGCUGCUCCACGUUUCUCCGUACAAUUGCGGGCCACCAUUCGUCCUUCUUGGGCGUCACUGGCUCGAUGGACUACUCCGGUCUGAGUCUAGAUGAAGUCAAGAAGAACUAUCGAGGGCAGGUUACCUAUAUCCCUGAAGACGAUGUCCAUUUCCCUACCCUCAAUGUUCGACAGACAUUGGAAUUUGCCCUGCAAAGCAAGACCCCGAAGCGAUACCAGGAGAGAAUCCCACGGUAUAUUGAAAUCUACGGGCGGGUGUUUGGCAUGGCUCACACAAUGAAUACACUGGUUGGAAACGAGUUCAUUCGUGGAGUGUCGGGUGGUGAGCGGAAACGAAUCUCCAUCAUUGAAUCUCUCGCGACAGAUUCAUCCGUGAUGUGCUGGGACAAUUCAACCCGAGGCCUGGACGCCUCCUCCGCCGUGGACUAUGCCCGCAGUCUCCGUAUCAUGACAGAUACAUGUGGCAAGGCAACGUUGCUAACACUCUACCAAGCUUCUGAUGCCAUCUAUGAACUGGUUGAUAAAGUAUUGUUGAUCGACGAAGGACGGAUGCUUUUUCAGGGAUCGGCUCGUGAGGCAAAACAAUAUUUUGAAGAACUGGGAUACGAAUGCGCAGAGAUGCAAACGACAUCAGACUUUCUGACUAGCAUUACGGUCCCUGAAAGACGAAGAUUUAGACCCGGUUGGGGGCAUCGGACACCUAAGGGGCCCAUAGAGCUUGAAGAGGCAUUUCGGAAGAGCUCAGCCUUUCAACGACUAGAACAAGACACACGGAACUACGAGGACCAACGAUUCGGUGGUAAGGGGACGGGCUCAUCGCCCAGUGACUCAGACUGUGGAAGUCUCGAUGAAUUCAAGAAGAAUAUCCAGACUGACAAGUCUCGCUUUGUGUCAUCCAAGUCUCCGUACACAAUCUCUUUGUUCAGACAGGUAUCCUUGUGCGCCAAACGUCAGAUGUGGCAGUUGAAAGGUCACAUGGCGCCGCUAUACAUCAAACUCAUAUCUUCAGUCAUCUACGGGCUUCUCAUCGGUUCCAUGUUCUACGAUCAGCCCCAGACGACAGAUGGAAUGUACUCGCGUGGCGGUGUCUUAUUCUAUUCAUCAAUUCUGCUUGCCUGGCUGCAGUUGUCCGAAUUGGAAGAUGCGAUGCAGGGCCGCGAUAUUCUUACGCGACAGAAGAAAUUUGCGUUUGUGCGGCCAAGUGCUGUGUGUUUGGCAAGAGUCCUCUCUGAUAUUGUGGUGACCCUAUUAAUUACAUUUUUGUAUGUAAUUGUGGUUUAUUUCCUGGCGGGCUUGAAAUCGAGUCCUGGACCAUUUUUCAUCGAUUGCUUGUUUAUUUACAUUUGUACGAUUUGCUUGACAGCCCAGUUCCGGUUAUUUGCCGCUGCUUCUUCCAAUUUCGAAGUGGCGCUACGGUACUGUGGUGUUUCUGUGUUAUUCUGCAUCGUCUUUGGAGGCUAUGUUCUCUCGGUGGAUAAGUUAAUGGAGGAUGUCCCUUGGAUUGGAUGGUUAGCGUAUGUCACGCCGGCUCUUUAUACAUAUGAAGCAGUCAUGGCAGCAGAAUUCCACAACACAAAUUUCACUUGCGCAUCCGGAUCUGUUGUACCAUCCGGGCCUGGUUAUGUAGAUCUCGCAUACCAGACGUGCGACUACACAGGGAGCAAGAUCGGUACCACCAUCGUAAAUGGUGACGAUUACUUGGCCGUCAAGUAUGGGUUUUACUACAGCAAUGUCUGGCGAGACUUUGGCAUCCUGUGUCUUUUCACCGUUGCAUUCAUCGGGAUUACAUGUUGGUUGAGUGAGGUGAUGGAAUGGGAGCCUGAUAGCGCAGGGCCGAUCCAAUACAAACAGGGGCAGAAACACAGGCGCAUCGACAGGCACAAGAUUGACGAGGAAAGCAAUCCUGUCGAUGUUGAUCCAAAGGCCUCGCAACGUAGCUCCCAGAACAACCACUCUGGACAGGUCAUCAGUGGAACGAACUCGACGUUUACCUGGAGUGAUCUGGAACUUAACGUACGAGUUGGGAAGGAAACUAGAAAAUUGCUGGAUGGGGUCUGUGGCUACUGCAAGCCAGGGACACUAACCGCUCUGGUUGGUGCUUCUGGAGCUGGAAAAUCGACAUUGUUGACUGCCUUGACCCAAAGACAAAACUCCGGACAACUCACAGGUAACAUCUUUGUUGAUGGAAACGCUAUCGAUGAGUCAUUCAACCACAACAUUGGUUACUGUCAGCAGAUGGACAUCCAUGAUGAGACAAGCACGGUUGGGGAAGCAUUCCAGUUUUCUGCGCUCCUUCGCCAGGGCUCCGAGGUGUCUAAAGAAGAGAAACUAUCCUAUGUCAACACCGUUAUGGAGACACUCGACCUGGUCGAUCUAGAGCAUGCAUUGAUUGGAUCCCUAGAUAUUGAAAAGAAAAAACGGGUCACAAUCGGCGUCGAAUUGUGUGCAAAGCCCAAGCUGCUACUGUUCUUGGAUGAACCUACGAGUGGACUAGAUAGCCAAGGCGCUUCUAGUAUUGUAUCACUGUUACGGAGGUUAACCGACCAGGGACUGGCUGUGCUCUGCACUAUUCAUCAGGCAAACCAGGAACAGUUUGAAGAGUUCGAUCGAGUGCUGGCUCUUAGUCCUGGUGGAAGCACUUAUUACUUUGGAGAGGUUGGAGCAUCCGGGCAGUCCAUUUUCGAAUAUUUCAAAAAGAAUGGCCACAAUCCGGAGAGCGUCACCAAUGCGGCUGACUUUUUGAUCGAAGUAGUCGUCGGGAGGAUGAAAGAUACACAGUACAGCAUCAACUGGGCUAAAAUCUGGAACGAAUCGACAGAGGCAGAAGAUGUCAAGAGAGAAAUUUCUAAAAUUCGCAGUCAACACGGUGAAAAGAGGCUAGACUCAAGGAUGACAAGCUCUUCUCCGCCACUCCAUCAGCAGAUCACUCUUCUUACUGCCCGCACCAUGCGACAAUUUUGGCGGAACCCGGAAUACCCCUACUCACGACUCUACGCAUCUUUCUUGCAUGCUCUGAUAAACGGUCUUACAUAUCUACAGAUAGGGAACAGUUCUACAGACCUCCAGUCCAAGGCGUUCUCGUGUUUCCUUGUUCUCAUGCUUGUUCCCGAGUUUAUCAACGCCAUCUCGAUGCGGUUUAUCAUGAAUCGCGAUAUAUGGAUGGCCCGUGAAGGCCCUAGUGGCCUAUAUGGAUGGAUUGCUUUCUGCACCGCGCAGAUCGUGUCCGAAAUUCCGUACGCCAUCAUUAGUGCAGUCAUCUUCUUCGUCCCGUACUACUUCAUCGUGGGCCUUCCCUUGGGGUUCGCAGCGGGAUAUAGCUUCUUGAUGUUCUUCCUGUUCUUUUUGCUAUCAACUUCAUGGGGUCAAUGGAUUGCAGCCUUGAGUACCGACUCGAUGGUGGCCGCUACACUCAUGCCCUUCUUUAUCAUCAUGUGCGAACUCUUCAACGGCAUCCUCCGUCCCCAUGAACAAAUGCCCGCCUUUUGGAAGUACACUAUGUACUAUGUUACUCCAUUUACCUACUGGAUUGGUGGAGUUCUGACGGCGGUCCUGCGUGGGGUACCCGUCGCCUGUGACCAGAGUGAAUUAGCCAUUUUUCAGAGCCCGGUCAAUAUGACAUGCGGUGAAUAUGCGGGAUCCUGGCUGGCCGACAGAGGGGUCGGGUAUCUCUCUAAUCCGCAAGAUUAUGGAUACUGUGGGUACUGUGAGUACAGCUAUGGUGACGAUUAUCUGACCGGACUGGGACUUGAUUCAUCCAAAACAUGGCCGUACCUUGGAAUUUUUAUAGCGUUUACUAUUUCUAAUUAUCUCAUGGUUUAUUUGUUGGUCUAUGUCUUGUCUGUCAAAAAGCCAUUAUGGAGAAAGGAUUAA